Molecule: messenger RNA, 2715 nt
Organism: Purpureocillium lilacinum
Lineage: Eukaryota; Fungi; Ascomycota; Sordariomycetes; Hypocreales; Ophiocordycipitaceae
Source: RefSeq, a predicted model, not a curated record
AUGGACUAUUCGCCCUUAACAUCGACGGUAGCCGAAAGCCUCAUCUCAUACGAUGCGGAAAUGGUGUCGCACUCGACCGACAUGUUUUAUGCGUUCACCGCGAGCCUGACAUCGACUGUCCUGGCUAUGACGAUCUUGUACCAUCUAUUAGGCUGGCCAUCCCUUUUCGGCAUCAUGGUAUUGGCUGCACUGACACCAAUGCCCGCGAUCAUUUCGAAGCGAGUGUCGCGUUUGCAUCGAGAGGUGAUGCACGCUACGGACGCUCGAAUUGCCAAAAUCUCCGAAUGCCUGCAGGGGAUCCGGACGCUAAAGUAUUUCGCGUGGGAGCCCAUGAUGUUCGCAAAAGUCGACAGCAUACGCCUCAGUGAGCAGCAGAGAAUUUGGAAGCGCAACAUAACCUCCAUGUUUGUUCCGCUGGUGGGAGACAUGAUGUCUCUGCUUAGUUUAACUGUCGUGUUCACUGCCCUGCUCCUGGUAACGAACCGGCCGCUACGGGCACCUGUGGCGUUUACGUCACUCAGCAUCAUGGAAACAUUGCGAGGGCAGUACGUGUGGCUGUCAAAAGUCGUACAAUGUGUCGCUCAAGCACGGGAGUCGGCUCAGAGACUCGAUCUGUUCCUUGAAUCGGGAACUGAGAAGCAACGAGGGGCUCCAGGGCCUCCCGCAUUUGCGAACGCCACUUUCCGAAUGCCGGGCAGUUCUGGCUUCAAGCUGUCCAACAUUACCAUUUACUUUGAGGAGAAAGCACUGAAUGUUGUGACCGGAGCGAUGGGGAGUGGCAAGACGAUGCUGUUGCUGUCCCUAUUGGGAGAAACGACGCGUGACUCCGGCCAAGUCACUUGUCCUGUGGAUGUCGCUUUUGUCCCGCAGACAGCAUGGCUCCAGAGUGGCAGCAUUCGCCAGAAUAUUGUCUUCUACAGCCACUAUGAGGAAACACGUUACAAUGAGGUUCUCCACGCGUGCGAUCUCGUCAACGACCUAACACUCCUCCCGGACGGUGAUCGGACAGCAGUAGGGGAGAAAGGAUCGAAUCUAUCGGGCGGUCAGAAGCAGCGGAUAUCGUUGGCGAGAGCUGUGUAUUCGACCGCCUCAACACUACUUCUGGAUGACGUAUUCUCGGCGCUCGAUGCACAGACAACAGCAAAGGUCUACAAGCGCUGCUUCCGUAGCGGCAUCCUUGGCGACAGAACCGUCAUACUGGCGACGCAGCUGCGACAGAUCAUCAACCGCUUCGGCCCCGACAUGCAGUCUUUGGAUGCAGUGCUCGUUGAUUGGCUGCGUAUGACACUCGAUAACGGUUUGCGUUUCCUGCUCCGGGUUGCGAGCGUGGCAUCGAUCAUGCCUAUAUUUGCGCUGCCAGCUGCGCUAUGCUGCAGCCUUGGCUUCUGCGCAGGUGAGCUGUACUCGCGAACCGAAAUCUCCGUGAAGCGGCUUGUUGCGAUAAACUUCUCCCCGGUUCUCUCUCUGUUUGGUGAAGCCGCCGCCGGCGUGGCCGUCAUCCGUGGCCAUCGAGGUGUGGAUGCGAUUUUUCGCCAGCGACUGGCCGACCGCCUCGCGGCUCACAUGCGAGCCUCCGAGGCUCAGUUCAAUUGCAAUCGCUGGGUAUCCGUGCGGUCCGACUUUUGUGCAGCAACCAUUGCCGGCGCGGCCGGAGCCAUCGCCUACCUUCGCGGUGGCUCGUCAGGGCUCGUAGGCCUCUCACUAACCAAUGCAAUUGGCCUAAGCCAGACAAUCUUAACGCUAGUCCGAAACAUGAACGAGCUCGAGGUCGAGCUGAGCUCAUUCCAGCGCAUUUCUGAAUACACAAAUAUUGAGCAGGAAGAGCCGGAACAACCGCUGCAUGUCGCGCCAUUUGUACCGAAUGUCGACAACGUACCAGCGACGUGGCCGACAGCUGGCUGCGUUGAGUUUCAGAACGCGACGAUCAGGUAUACGGCAGAGGGACCAAUGGUGCUACGCGGCGUCACAUUUGUUGCGAAACCUGGUGAGCGGGUUGCCAUCGUUGGGCGCACAGGCAGCGGUAAGAGCACGCUAGGGCUGUCAUUACUGCGCGUAACGCAGAUUGUAAGUGGCAAGGUACUCAUUGACGGGGUCGACGUCAGGGAGGUAUCGCUGGCACGCCUCCGCACCAGUAUAUGCUUCAUUGCGCAGGAUACGCAACUGUUCACGGGGGACAUCAAGGCAAACAUCGACCCCUUUGGGAAUAUGGGCGAUGACAAAGCGCAAGCCAUCGUGGCGACGUGCAACAUCGCCAGCAGCAAUGAUGGCGGGGGAGCUUCGAAGGUCCAGAGCCUCUCCACUCGCACCCCCGUGAUAGACGGCGGAUCAAAGUUCAGCAGCGGCCAAAGGCAAAUUCUUGGGCUUGCUCGUGCCUUCUGCCGGCAAUCAAGGGUAGUGAUAUUGGACGAACCUACCGCCCUUGUUGACCGCGACACCGAUUUAAGAAUGCAGGAAUUGCUUCGCUCGCAGUUAGCCUCCUCAACAGUCAUCACAAUAGCUCAUAGACUCCGAUCCAUCAUGGACUAUGACCGGAUAAUUGUCAUGGGCGACGGCAUGGUCAUCGAGUGGGUUGCUGUUCUUCCACCCAGUAUUGAAGCUACAUUGAACUUGUUAGCAUCGACUAACACGAGGGUGGAACAGGAAUGGGUCACCGUCCGAUCUGAUUCAGUCCGGGGGAGUGUUCUGGAGCAUGAUUCAGCAUACAGGGGAGUGUGA